Molecule: messenger RNA, 928 nt
Organism: Triticum aestivum (bread wheat)
Lineage: Eukaryota; Viridiplantae; Streptophyta; Magnoliopsida; Poales; Poaceae
Product: germin-like protein 8-11
Exons: 2
Coding region: 71-751 (226 amino acids)
Molecular function (GO): manganese ion binding
Source: RefSeq, a predicted model, not a curated record
CGGCAGAACACACAACCCACAAACGCUGAAACACCUCUCUAGGAAACACCACUCAACAUAAAAAAUCCCAAUGGCCUCCUCUUCCAGCUUCCUUCUGGUUGCACUCCUCGCGUUGGCCUCAUGGCAGGCAAUGGCUUCUGAUCCAAGCCCUCUCCAGGACUUCUGUGUGGCUGACAAUAGCUCACAUGUACUUGUUAAUGGGUUUGUCUGCAAAGACCCAAAGGAGGUGACUGCGGAGGACUUCUUCUUAGCGGCCAAACUUGACAUGCCUAGGGACACAAAGAUGAGCAAGGUGGGAUCCAUUGUCACACUGCUCAAUGUCAUGAGGAUCCCUAGUCUCAACACACUGGGUAUCUCCUUAGCACGCAUUGACUAUGCACCUUUGGGGGAGAACCCACCACACACUCAUCCUCGUGCCACUGAGAUCCUCACCGUGCUUGAAGGGACACUCUAUGUUGGCUUUGUCACAUCUAACCCAGAGAACAAGCUCUUUUGGAAGGUCCUCAACAAGGGUGAUGUGUUUGUUUUCCCACAAGGACUCAUUCACUUCCAGUUCAACCCCAACCCCUACAAGCCAGCAGUUGCAAUCGCUGGACUUAGCAGCCAAAACCCAGGGGCCAUAACCAUUGCGAAUGCUGUGUUUGGUUCGAAGCCGCCAAUCUCAGACGAUGUUUUGGCUAAGGCCUUUCAGGUGGAGAAGAAGACUGUGGACUGGCUCCAGGCUCAAUUCUGGGCUGACAACCACAAUUAAUUAAAUGUUGGACUACUAAACUAGAAUUUUACAACAAUGAUAUGUAUUGUGUACUAAUAAGAUUGUUUGUUGUAUGUAAAUAUAUAUGUAUCAUGUAUUAUUCAUUUGAUUGGGAGUUGAAUAAAUAUUUGUAUUGUAAGGCUAGUGUUACACACAUGAGACCACAUUUGAAUCUUA